Messenger RNA from Miscanthus lutarioriparius, 318 nucleotides. NCBI's taxonomy places the organism in Eukaryota, Viridiplantae, Streptophyta, Magnoliopsida, Poales, Poaceae. The record is from the annotation of a GenBank genome assembly.
AUGGACGGCAGCGGCAGUGACCUGCGGAGCACCAUCAAGAAGUGGAACGUCAUCUACCCUGUCUACCUCAACUCCAAGAAGACGGUCGCCGAGGGCCGCUGCAUCGCCACCGCCAAGGCCUGCCCGGACCCCACCUGCAUCGAGAUCGCUGACUGCUGUUCGCACCUCAAGAUCCCCCACGCUAUCGAGUUGGAUAAGGCGUACCCAAGGGAUUUCUUCCAGGUGGGGAGGGUCAGGGUGCAGCUCAAGAAAGAUGACGGCUCCCCCGUCAAUCCUGCUAUUAAAACAAGAAGGAAGGCGGCAAACUGGUACUGUUAG